Messenger RNA from Tupaia belangeri chinensis (Chinese tree shrew), 3442 nucleotides. It is a transcript of the gene NUDT3, whose product is annotated as nudix hydrolase 3. Gene Ontology annotation, cellular component: nucleus; cytoplasm. Gene Ontology annotation, biological process: adenosine 5'-(hexahydrogen pentaphosphate) catabolic process; diadenosine pentaphosphate catabolic process; diadenosine hexaphosphate catabolic process. Gene Ontology annotation, molecular function: bis(5'-adenosyl)-hexaphosphatase activity; diphosphoinositol-polyphosphate diphosphatase activity; bis(5'-adenosyl)-pentaphosphatase activity. The record is from RefSeq and is a predicted model, not a curated record. NCBI's taxonomy places the organism in Eukaryota, Metazoa, Chordata, Mammalia, Scandentia, Tupaiidae.
GGGCCGCGUGCGUGUGUUUCCGCAGCGAGAGCGAGGAGGAGGUGCUACUUGUGAGCAGUAGUCGCCACCCAGACCGAUGGAUUGUCCCUGGAGGAGGCAUGGAGCCUGAGGAGGAGCCGAGCGUGGCAGCGGUCCGUGAAGUCUGUGAGGAGGCUGGAGUGAAAGGGACAUUGGGAAGAUUAGUUGGAAUUUUUGAGAACCAGGAGAGGAAGCACAGGACGUACGUCUAUGUGCUGGUGGUCACGGAAGUGCUGGAAGACUGGGAAGACUCUGUUAACAUUGGAAGGAAGAGGGAAUGGUUUAAAAUAGAAGAUGCUAUAAAAGUGCUGCAGUGUCACAAACCCGUGCAGGCCUCGUAUUUUGAGACGUUGAGGCAAGGCUACUCUGCCAACAAUGGCACCCCGGUCGUGGCCACCACGUACUCGGUUUCCGCUCAGAGCUCCAUGUCAGGCAUCAGAUGACUGAAGACUUCCCGUACGAGACGUGGAAAUUGGAACCUGGACUGAAGCGCAGCUCUUCCCUCUCACCCUGGCUCUUUUCACCUCCUCACAGGCCUCCUCUUUCAAAUAAGGCAUGAUGGGCAUCCGAAAAAGGGUGUGUUGAUAAUGUUGCAGUUUGGUGUUACGUGAUGGGGCUUUGUCUUCUCUUUUCGAGGGGUGGGGGUGGGUAUAUGUGACGUGUAAGUACUUCUGUGCAUGAGCGCCUCCCUCGUCCUCCUGCGACCUCCCGAAGGGAGGCAGCCAGCCUCCCCCUGCCUUGGAUCCUCACAUGUUCCUGUGUGUCUCACCCCAGCCCCAGCCAGACCUUUUUCUUUGAUUUUUAAUGAUUUUUUAAUUGAAAAAUACCAGUGUGAGAGGCGACCUUUCGAGACUUUGUCCUGUAACGUGCCGCUUAGUCCAGUAGCAUGGUCACUUUCACUCCAGGGAACAUUUAUCUACACAUUAUAUACGGGACAUAUAAUAUGUAAAUAAAUGACUUUUAGAAAGAGGAAUUUGUUCAGUUUUUUUAAGGUUUGGUUUGGUUUUGUUUUUGCUUCUGUUUUUUAAUUUGGGUUCUGUCUAGAAUGGAGAGCCUCACAGUUGAUUUCCUCUUUUGUUUGUGAUGCUAGGGGCUAGGCAGACCUCCCUGUCCUCCCUAUUCGCCAGUCAUUGGCUGUAGUUACGUAGCCACAGGAAGAGCUUAGUUACCUUCGCCGUGCUCCCGGGACUCAUGGCCUUCUCUUCUCCAAGCUGUGUUUCCAUGCCAAGAAAGAAACAGGAGGAAACCUAUUUUCUUUUCUAUGACCAAGCCAGGAGCAAACGGCCUCAGCCUCCAUCCGGAGAAACAGUGACAGAGAUCGAAUUCUGCCCUACGUGUUGACAAUAGGGCUUGAACUGGAUUUUGGUAUUACUCUCUAAAAAACUGGAGCGUCGAGCGCCGUUUCUAGCCCGCUGGUUGGAAUCUUCCAUAAUGCUCCUCCGUGCCGACAAGGCCUCUCUUCCUGUCGUACAUGCCUUACGCCGCACUGAGCUGGAUGUCGCCCUCGCACUCCGGGGCACCUAACUGUACUCGGCAAGUGCGGCCGCGUAGUUCUGUCCCCACGCCGGGAGCCACACUGAGGUCCUGAGAAGUCCACAGCGGGGAAGUCCGGGUGUUGGCUAGUCUUCGGCAUGCGCAGCACUUCUCUGGCCCCGUGGAGCCUGCUCAGAAAUCCUAAAUUGGUCUCCCACCAGGAUGGGGGAGGCCCCCUCUGCGGAGAAGCGGAGAAGCGCUGUGAGAGGGAGGCCGUCAUUUCCUAGCGCGGCCUUGGAACGCACUGGCUCCCUGCAAACUCCCUUGUUUCUGACACAGGUCUCCUGCUGGCGUCGUUUGCCGGUUGUGUUGUUUAGUUGGAAAGUAAAAAGGUCUUGGAAUUGGGAGGGCGGAGAGUAGGGAGCGGGACACUGAUUGAUCCCUGGCUCGGGACAGGAGAUGGUUGCUGUACUCUCAGUGGCAUCUCCUUUGUCAGAACAUAGCCAAGAUGUGAAGUUUAAAUCGUAGUUUUCUUUAUUUAAAAAUUCUAAUAAAUACGCAAACUUUGAAAAGCUUUUGCUCUUCCCUCCCACCACAGUCAGUGUCUGUCCUGGCGGUCCUGUCAUAGAGUGUCAGCGUCUUGGGGGACAUCAGUGGUGGACUUGAAGUUUUGCUGUCUCCUCAGUCUGCAUCCUCUCUCUCAGCCCUGACACAGGCAAAGGCAGUGCCAGUGGCUUUCUUGGGAAGCCAUCGUACACAUCUGUGCGACAGUGAAGGUCCCAGGGGAGAGAAGCAGCACCACGGGCUCUGAGCCCACGCACUGUCUUGCUGUUCCCACACCCUGCUUAAAAACAAACGCCGCGUCUUACUGACUUAGAGCGUCCCAAGGCUCUGUACACAGGAAGGCAGGAAUGACAUCGUUGUAACUUAGUGCUAAGUUCAAUCCAAAAACCGUCUUCUACAUAAAUUCUCCACAUAAAUUCUACCUGUGUGACACGGAGUGCAAAGGAACGGCAGUGCUAGCAGUAACGCGUGUGUUUCUCAGUGUGGAGACGGAGUGACCGGCCGGUGUGACAGUGCCCUGCCCUCACAGGUCCAGUUCUGGUUGUGGUUGGCGUCUCUGAGUCAGGGAGGUGACGUGAAUGGGUCCGAUCAGUGCAGUUAACUGGAGAGGCAGCGCUGCUGCUCUCCUAACUGGCAGAGGGAGGCCUUGUCUGACUCCAGGACCGAUGGGCCUGGCGCUCUUUCCUGCUGCACUGGGGUCCCGAUGCGCAGAGAUUGGCGCGUUUCCCUCCCGCGCAGCGUCACCGCCGUGGCUGUCCUUGCUGCUGUGUAGUCUCGGUCCUUUGUGCUGGAUUAGUUAGGCCCAUGGUUGCAGUACCCUUCAUCUUCCCAAAGAGAUGAGAAACGAAGAAAGUACGGGAACGGCCCAACUUGCAGGGUGCUUCGUCGGCGCGGUCUCCCUGUUCCUUCUAGUGCUGGCCUGGGUGGGCUCCACGGAGACAGGUUCCUGUGUCGCUCUGUCGCGCACAGUGAGUGUCCCUGGCCUAGCCUUGGCGUUCACCGUUCACCAGAGCCCACCAUGUGCAGGGUAGAAAAAGGCAGAGAUGGAUUUUUAUUUUAAUUAAAUUUGGCUUUAGUUUAUAAAUUGCAGACGUUGGGGAAAUCCCAGUGAGGUCAGGCAAUCUUUUUGGGCCAGGACUUUGUGUGUGUGUGUGUGUGUGUGUGUGUGUGUGUGACCUAUGUUAGAUUUUCUGUAGCUUUCUAGAAACAACGCAGCCCAUUAAACAAGAGUCUUGACUUUUCUCACAGCAAAUGGAACAGGAUGGAACAGUGAAUGAACUGACGGUAUUUUGUUUUUACAAGUGUCCACCGCCCCACCUGCCCCGUGUGGUGAGGGCUCCCUUACUGCUGAUUCUGGGCUCAGCCUUCUGGAGGGAUCAAAGGCUGU